AUGGCAAGAAGAAAGGCUAAAUUGUACAGUCGAUUUGAUGUUGCCACUUAUAUGCAAGAGAAGAAACGCUUAAGAAAAGAGACUGCAUUAGCACCCAAGACACUUGCGAAGAAAUUAGACAGGCUUAUAUACAGGGUAAGUGCAUGUAAAAUGCUUUUUUUCCCAUUCAUAUUGGGAGGUGUAUCUAGGCAAAUUUAUUAUAAACUGCUAUUCAGGGUCUUCAUAGAAAGUUUUCACGUUUAUAUUAAGGGCUCAUUUGUACAAAAAUUUACAUUGUUACCAAGAUUCAUGUAGCAGGAAGUUAUGCUUUAUAUUAAGAUUGAAUAACCCACCAGGAAUUAAGCCAUUAAGCUGCAUGACUCCCCUUGGCAUGUUGUCUUGUAUUAGACAGAGUAGAAGGGUCAUGACAGGUGCAUUAGAGACAUCAGUACUCAAUGGGUUUACAAGGAGAAAUUUUCAGAUUCGUAAAUUAACCCAUUAAGUUGCAAGACUCUCCUCAUGACGAGUAAAAUCAUCUGUCACCAUUACAUCAUGUACAUCAUAUAUAUUACAAUAUUACUUUACAUUUCCUGCAGAUUGAGGAGGUCUCAGAAGAAAGACAAAUAGUCAGCGGUGACCCCCAACCUGAAUUGCUCACUCCACCUGCCAAAAAGAAGAAAACGACAUUCCUUUCUGAAAAAAAUGCAAAAGCAAGAUGUGGUAAUCCAACUGUUCUAAGUUCUAAUGAUAAACCAGGGUUAUCUGCACAGGCAAUGGCAAGACGAAGAACAGAAACAUUUGAUGCUGCUUCAGAAAUCCAUGUGGCAUCCCCCGAAAAUCCCUUACCUACUUUAGUUGGUCUUUUGGAUACAGUGGAAAAGAAGUGCUCACAGGAAGUUCUUGUCAAGUUUAUGUCGACUAGUAAGAAAUUUAAAAAUGUAUUUUCUGUGAUAUUUAAGACUGCUUCAGAUAACUUUGAACAAUCAGAGGCAAAUAAACUCCGAAGUAUUGGAGUUUAUUACAGUAAAGGAGUGAUGGACAAGAGAAAAUAUAGAUCAACCUAUAGAUGUUUGUCCAUGAUGAGAAGCCCAAAUGGAAAAAGUAAAACCACUCGUAUUAAAGUUCUGUCAAACCCACUGCCUAGACUACUUCCUUACAACAAGCUUGCUUCUAUGCUCAAUGAAAUUGAAAUAGGAACGCUGUAUAGUGUUCGCGAUACUUUGUGUGAUGAUUUAGAGUGUGGAGAAAAGGUGGGUGGUUGUUAUAAGAAAUAG
Messenger RNA from Paramuricea clavata, 1253 nucleotides. Lineage: Eukaryota; Metazoa; Cnidaria; Anthozoa; Malacalcyonacea; Plexauridae. The record is from the annotation of a GenBank genome assembly.